Diaporthe amygdali is the source of this 1029-nucleotide messenger RNA. RefSeq lists its product as uncharacterized. The transcript has 3 exons. NCBI's taxonomy places the organism in Eukaryota, Fungi, Ascomycota, Sordariomycetes, Diaporthales, Diaporthaceae. Bases 1 to 1029 code for a protein of 342 amino acids. Gene Ontology annotation, cellular component: cytoskeleton. The record is from RefSeq and is a predicted model, not a curated record. Gene Ontology annotation, molecular function: actin filament binding.
AUGAGUGCCAACACCACCCUGACAACAACUGAGCGCCAUGAUGAGCCUUCAACGGGCGAGAAGAGUACAUUGAGUAUUCUAACAGCCUCGGGAUUUCAAAGCCUUGCUCAGGGCGGGCCCAUGAAGGGAAUUCCUCAUUUCAACUCCUUCGAAAAAGAGCGUAAGUGGAUGCUUGAGCACAUGGCUGGUGCAUUUCGAGUCUUUGCAAGAAAAGGCUUCACCGAAGGUCUGGCAGGACACAUCUCGCUUCGGGAUCCUGAGUAUAAAGACUGUUUCUGGACUAAUCCGUUGGCGUUACACUUUGGUCUAGUCAAGGUCUCCGACUUGAUCUUGCUCAACCACGAAGGUGUAGCUAUCGGCGGCAACACUUCUCGACCGGCCAAUGCCGCUGGCUUCCAAAUACAUGGCCAUAUCCACCACGCCUACCCGCAUGUGAACGCUGCUUGCCACGCACAUUCUGUCAACGGACGUGCUUGGGCCAGUUUCGGAAAGCGCUUGGACAUGCUCCAUCAGGACGUCUGCAACUUCUACGGGGACGCGCACCAAGUCUAUAAUGACUUCGGGGGAGUUGUUCUGGAUCCCAAAGAAGGUGAAAGACUUGCCUCUGCUAUAGGCCCCCACGGCAAGGCGCUCAUCCUGCAGAAUCAUGGACUUCUGACGGUUGGCAAGACGGUCGAUGAAGCGGCUUACCUGUUCUCACUUCUCGAAAAUUGUUGCGAGAUCCAGCUGAAGGUAGAGGCUGCUGCUGCUAACGGACUCAAGAAGGUGCUUGUCACCACUGAGGCUGCUGAGUGCACUGCUCAGGCAACAGGCAACCCCGUCAUUUCCAGAUUGAAUACCACCCUGCCUCUAACGCUGGGAUCAAUCCUCGUGUCGACGGGAUGGAUAAUGCAUGACGACGAUCAGAUGAAUACGACACGAGUUGGGGAAUGCCAAGGGCCAGAUGUCUUCGAAAUGAUAAGACAGGCCGCCCCUUACGCGGCUGCAUCUCGACAGGCCGGACCGGACCUGCAGUGGCUCUCGGCUUGA